AUGCGCCCUCCCCCCUCCCCGCCCUCCUCCGGGGAGGCUCCGCCCCUCCGGCCGGGUCGCCGGCCAAUAGCGGCGGCUGCUUUCGCAGUGUUUUGGGCACGUGGGAGGCCGGGUGUUGUGGUUGCGGUGGCGGCCCCGCCCGGGCGGGCUCUUAUCGCUCAGGUUGCCGGGCCCGCCCGCGUCGCUCUCCCCCGUCCUGCCGCCCCCGGGCUCAGCGGCGCGGGUGCUGUCCGCGCGGGCCAUGCCGCUGGUGCGCUACCGGAAGGUGGUGAUCCUGGGGUACCGCUCCGUGGGUAAAACUUCCCUGGCUCAUCAGUUCGUUGACGGGGAAUUCCUGGAGUGCUAUGACCCUACAGUGGAAAGCACCUACAACAAAAUGCUGAUGGUGGGAAAGGAUGAAUUUCACCUCCAGCUAGUGGAUACUGCAGGGCAGGACGAGUACACCAUCCUGCCCCCCUCCUUCAGCAUCGGGAUCCACGGAUACCUGCUGGUCUAUUCGGUCACCUCGCUCAGAAGCUUCCAGGUGGUUAAGACCCUUCACAACAGGCUGUACGAAAGCAGAGGGAAAACCCGGAUGCCGGUGGUGCUGGUCGGGAACAAGGCCGAUCUCUCCUUGGAGAGCCGGGAGGUGAAGACGGACGAGGGCAAGAAGCUGGCGGAUACCUGGGGGGCCGUGUUCCUGGAGUCGUCGGCCAAAGAGAACCAGAUGACCCGGGGAAUCUUCACCAAGAUCAUAGAGGAGAUCGACCGGGUGGACAACUCCUACGGCACCGAGCGCAGCUGCCUCCUGAUGUGAGCGCUGUGGCCUCGAGCUUCCUCGCCGGAGGCGGGGCGGGGAGGGUGGCCACCUCCCCGCCUCUACCUAGAAGUUUCCUUGCAGCCCCGGGACUGGUGGAGUCCAGGGCUAGACACCACCAGAGGCACCUGGCCUGGCGUUGUUACGGGUAACCCACAACCACACUGUACCUCACUGCCUGGCCCCGCCGGGGCUCCCCGGGGGGCAGGGCCUGCGUUUGCACAUUCCCAGGCUGGAAGCAAUCUGUGUGUAUCGGGCACUCUGCGUUUAUAGAAGGGGCUCUUCUUACCGAAUGUAUUUAUGUUUUUUGGGGUGGGGUGGGGGGCUUUGGAUAUUUAUAGCCGAUGUCUAAGCCUGCACCCAUAUGUUUACGGCCGUCUCUGCCCCGGCCCCCAGCAUGGGCUCAGUUCCCCUUGGCUGGGCCUCUGGGGCAGACUGGGGGCUCCCUUUUUUUUCUACCGCUGCUGGAACUGGAAUUAGUUUUCCAGCCCUUCCAAGACCUGGUCUGGUCUCGGUUCGGCUGCCACCAGCCACAGCCGAAUUCUGAUCUGGCCAGGGUUCCACCCACCCUCCUGCCUCGCCAUCUGUUGCCUUAGUUCUCCUUAAAACCAAGAAACUGUUGUGAAUUUCAGGCCUCAAAGGGGAUGUUAAUGUGGAUUCUUUUCUGGUGGGGGAGUUUCUUCCCCAAGCCCUGUUGGAAGGGCAGCACUCAUGGGUGGGAGCUGGGGGUGGGGGUGGCUGGAUCAAUUAAACUUUGUUUUGUAUGCAAAAUGAAUUUCCUGGAGUCUUUGUGCUCAAGGUCUGAGAGAGAGAAUGGGGGGCAUGGGGAGCAUCCGCCGAAGCUGGGCAGCACUCUGAGACCAGGGUGCUGUAUAUUAAAACCUUAGAGUAGUCGGGGGAGGGGGAAUAAUUGGUGGUGUGCGUCACCCACCAUCUCAGAGCCCCUGCAAAAAAGAUCAGCAACGAAAUGGUGUUAUCAUUAGGUUUCCGAGUCAACGUUCACUGGGCCUGGAUUAACACUCUGGAUUAACAUAGUCCUGUCAAAAAGAAAAGGAGUACUUGUGGCCCCUUAGAGACUAACCAAUUUAUUUGAGCAUAAGCUUUCGUGAGCUACAGCUCACUUCAUCGGAUGCUGUAGCUCAGGAAAGCUUAUGCUCAAAUAAAUUGGUUAGUCUCUAAGGGGCCACAAGUCCUCCUUUUCUUUUUGCGAAUACAGACUAACACGGCUGCUACUCUGAAAAUAGUCCUGUCAGCGGAUCUUACAGUGCUUUGGAAGAACUGAGCCAGCCCUUGGAGGGGUAGGUCAGAAUUAUUUCUGGUUUGGGGGAAAAUGAGUUAGAAGGAGUAAGUGACCUGCUUGGGAACACGCUGCCUAGAUUCAACCCAGGUGUCCUGGUGCCCCUCCUCUGCCUCAGCUUGUCUGAAGAAUGAAGGGAAGGCUUGGUUCUCCCCGAUUCACGCUGUUGAGUCACUGAGCCCCCAGGGCUGGGACAAGCCGCAAAGGAGCAGGCAGAGCCUUUGCUGUGGGGGGCACCUCGUCUCUGCACUGCUAAAGAGGGGCUGGGCAGCGACACCAUCUCUGGGUCUCACAGGAUUGGCCCCGUUCGGCCUGGCUGCUUUUUGCUGCGACUCCUUGUGAGCGGGGCUGGAGGGUCUCUGGCUCCGUGGGUUGCGGCCGCUAGUGUAGACAGUGCCCUGCUGGCUGCACAGGAACCUCCCCCCUUCUAGUGUGGUGCGCUGGGGGGUCUGGCGAAGGCGGUGGGGGAAGGGGAACAGGAACUAGGAAAUAAAGGUUCAA
Messenger RNA from Chelonia mydas (Green sea turtle), 2594 nucleotides. RefSeq names its product RHEB like 1 (gene RHEBL1). Gene Ontology annotation, molecular function: GDP binding; GTPase activity; GTP binding. Bases 242 to 796 code for a protein of 184 amino acids. Gene Ontology annotation, cellular component: plasma membrane. The record is from RefSeq and is a predicted model, not a curated record. Lineage: Eukaryota; Metazoa; Chordata; Testudines; Cheloniidae. Gene Ontology annotation, biological process: small GTPase-mediated signal transduction. The transcript has 8 exons.